Messenger RNA from Camelina sativa (false flax), 1050 nucleotides. Lineage: Eukaryota; Viridiplantae; Streptophyta; Magnoliopsida; Brassicales; Brassicaceae. The record is from RefSeq and is a predicted model, not a curated record.
AUGGACAGCUUACCUUGGCAUCUACUCGAAGAGAUUCUCUUCAGAAUAGACCACAGAUCUCUGGCCAUGUUGCAAUGCACAAAUAGAUCCCUUCAAUCUCAUAUAUCCAAAAACCCUAACUUUGAUUACGAAUACUUUUCCCGGGUCAGAUCCAGUUUGCUAUGCGUUUGGCUAGUAAACUAUGUAUCCCGUUUUCUCUGCUACGACCACAUUUACGGCAGUUCUAGGUCACCGAGAAGAAAAGAAAUCAGGAUGAAGUGUUAUAUUUUGGGCUAUUCCUCUGGCCUUCUUCUACUCUUCUCUUACGGUGGUCUCUUCGUCGUAAAUCCUCUCACAAAAAAAUUUCGAUUGUUGAAUAGCUGUAGGAUAAAUACUAUCCCUCUUCGACGAGGUCCUCAACACGAGCUAGGGUUCGCGGUUGAUCAGAUUGAUCGAACCACCCAGAGUUUCAAAAUCGUCAUUAUAAACGAGGGAUCUUUUCACUGGUUAAGAAGGGACGGAAGCAUCGUAGCUUUCAACCCUAAAACAGAGAAAGCACGACUGAUUCCGAUCAGAUUCCCCAAAGAACUUUGUCCUAGAACGUUGUUCACAGCCGCAGAUAAUAAUUUAGCCUUGAUAUCGGCGACGGAAAAAGUAACUUACGUUUAUGCACUCGAGAACAUUAUUAGUGAUCCCAAGUGGGUCCUCGUAAAACAAAUUCCGAACGGAGUACUGGACGUGAAGAAGCUAAUUAUGUGGUACCCGGAGGCUUACGAUGGAAAGUGUUUAGUCUUGGGCCGCGAAGUAGUGUCUAAGAAGGGCUACUAUGAGAAAGUGGUUCAUGGGUACGAGAUGAGAGCUAAUAAGUGGGAGGUCAUAGGUUCGACUUUCCAUUCAGUUCUAGACUUUUAUCAGUUUACACCGUCGUCGUCUUCGGUGAUAGGUCUUGAUGACAAGCCAGAGAUAUUGGCUUGUGAUCAUAAUAAACAAAUCUCCCAUAUAAACCCCAUUAUGGAACUAAUUAAUGGAACCUCUAUCACCGAAAGAAAAAUUGAAAACCUAGCUAAUUAG